This is a messenger RNA of Pristis pectinata (smalltooth sawfish), 744 nucleotides long. It is a transcript of the gene nkx2-9, whose product is annotated as NK2 transcription factor related, locus 9 (Drosophila). Gene Ontology annotation, cellular component: nucleus. The coding region runs from base 1 to 744 and encodes 247 amino acids. The record is from RefSeq and is a predicted model, not a curated record. Lineage: Eukaryota; Metazoa; Chordata; Chondrichthyes; Rhinopristiformes; Pristidae. Gene Ontology annotation, biological process: regulation of transcription by RNA polymerase II; cell differentiation. The transcript has 2 exons. Gene Ontology annotation, molecular function: RNA polymerase II cis-regulatory region sequence-specific DNA binding; DNA-binding transcription factor activity, RNA polymerase II-specific.
AUGUCGAUAACGAGAACCAACUUUACAGUACGCAGCAUUUUAGAUUUGCCAGAUCAACACGAAAUGGACAAUCUUAAUCACUGGGAUCAAGGAAAUGGAAAAGUAACUCAAUCCGCUAUUAUAAGGAACGAACCAGGCCCACGACCGCAGCGAGGCUACUCUAAGCUGUCUUAUUCUGGGUGGCUUGGUUCUGACAAAAUGUCAUCUGAUGAAAGCAGCAUCGAUAGACCUUCAGAGGACCGCGUCCAAAGAAAAGUCUCGUCCUCCAUCAUGAAGAAUGAGAAGAAGAAGAAAAGACGAGUCCUAUUCUCCAAAGCACAAACGUUUGAGCUUGAGCGAAGAUUUCGACAACAACGUUACCUGUCUGCCCCUGAGCGCGAACACUUCGCACACCGUCUGAGUCUGACCCCGACUCAGGUGAAGAUCUGGUUCCAAAACCACAGGUAUAAAAUGAAGAGAGCCCGGGUAGAAGGCAGCCUGCAGUUGGAUGUAAACCAGCCUCAACUGGUUCGCAGAGUGGCAGUGCCAGUGCUGGUCAGAGAUGGCAAGCCCUGUCAUACUUGUUCCAUUACUUCCAUACAGAUCCAGGACAAGCCCGGCGACACUGUUCACCUCAGUAAUUCCUACACUGCUUUCGCGGUUCACGGCUUUCAACAGGUGCAGCAUGCUGGACCAUUCGGCGUCUUCCCGAGCUAUCAUCACCUAACACAUCCUGUAGUACGAAGACAAGAGUGGAGCUGGUGA